UAUAGUUGCAAUUCGAAGUGGAACGUUGAUAACACUCUCCUCUGGAAAAUGGCAUCGACAAGAACUCUGUUGCAGAUCGCUGCAAUAAUUUACUUGGUGCACUUAGCGCUAGCAAAGGAAUGGUGGGAGGGAGCUAAUUUCUAUCAGAUUUAUCCGAAAAGUUUUAAAGAUUCGAACGGAGAUGGCUACGGUGAUUUGCAAGGAAUUCGUUCGAAAAUUCCGUACUUAAAGGACAUUGGAAUGGAUGGUGUGUGGUUGUCGCCGAUUUUUACGUCUCCACAAAAAGAUGGUGGUUACGACAUAUCCAAUUAUACGGAAAUCGAUCCUAUUUUUGGUAACUUGAAUGAUUUUGACGAGUUGUUGCAGACGUGCAAAUCCAACGGUGUGCAUUUAAUACUUGACUUCGUUCCCAAUCACACAUCCGAUGAGAGUAUUUGGUUCGAGAAGUCAGCAGCACGCGACCCAUACUAUGAGAACUUUUACGUAUGGGAUAAAGGCAUUGUCAAUCCUGAUGAUCCGCAAGGAAGACGUCUUCCGCCGAACAAUUGGAUUAGUGUUUUUCGCUUUAGUGCAUGGGAAUGGAACGAUCAACGCGGCGAAUAUUAUUUACAUCAAUUUGUGGCCGGACAGCCGGAUCUCAACUACCGUGAACCGAAUGUAGUAAAAGAAAUGAAGGAAGUUCUUCGAUUUUGGCUUAGACGUGGUGUAUCCGGUUUUCGCAUAGACACCAUUCCAAACCUGUUCGAAUACCAGAGCCCAGAUGGGACAUAUCCUUCGGAACCUUUAAGUGGAAAUUGCGACGAUCCCGAGAGUUUUUGUUACUUAGAUCACAUUUACACAGCAAAUCAACCCGAAACAAUGGACAUGGCAUAUCAGUGGCAUGCUGUUCUUGAAGAAUUUCGAGCAGACGAACCCAAAAUUUUGAUGACCGAAGCUUACACAACUCUGGAUAUUAUCGUUGAAUAUUACGGCAAUGCGACGCACAAUGGUUCGCAGGUUCCUUUUAAUUUUGAAGUUCUUACUAAGCUCAAUACACAGAGUACGGCCAAGCAGUUGAAAAUAAUUUCGGAAAAUUACUUGAAUCACAUUCCAAGCGGCAGAGGAUUCUAUCCGAACUGGGUGCUGGGAAACCAUGACAAUCAUCGAUUAGCCUCUAGACUUGGUACCACUCGUGCCGAUUUGUAUAACAUUUUCUUACAAACAAUGCCGGGCAAUGCAGUUACCUACCAAGGCGAAGAGCUUUGCAUGCCGAAUGUGGUCGUUUCAUGGGAGGCCACCCAGGAUCCACAGGCGUGUAAUACAAACAGCACCGUAUACCAUCAGUAUUCCCGUGAUCCAGCAAGAACACCAUUUCCAUGGGAUAGCAGUGCCAAUGCAGGAUUUACCACUGGCAUGCCAUGGAUUCCUGCUGGUGACGAGUACCCGAACUAUAAUGUUGAUAAACAACUGAGGGACGAGAAGAGUCACCUGAAGAUAUUUAAGGCAUUGACUCAAUUGCACAAAUCGCCGGCGUUUAGUGACGGCCUUUACGAGAGCGUCAAUGGCAUAAACGAUAACAUUUACUCAUACAUUCGCAGCCAUGGCGACGAUACGUAUCUGGUAGCCCUAAAUUUCGGUAAGACGGAACAGCGAGGUGACUUUGCGAGUGGCUAUCGAGCAUUGGGUAGUACCGGCGAAAUCGUUGUGGCUACGCUAGGAAGUAGCUUGGAAGAGAAGCAACAGGUUCAACUAAACGACCUGCGAAUACCAGCCGAUAAUGGAGUGGUAGUCAAAGUUGUUCGGAGUGGAGCUGUUCUGUUCUUCGGAGUUCACGUCUGGGCACUAAUUUUGUUUGCCUUUUUGUCGUUAUACAUUGUGUAGAGUAAAUGUUAUGUGAAGUUCUCCGUCAAAUCAAGAAAUCAUGUGACCCAUUUGGUUUUACUAUUUGUCCUCACAAAAAUAUUUUUGUUAUCUAAAUAAACUGAAUAAGGAAUUUGAAA
This is a messenger RNA of Bradysia coprophila, 1979 nucleotides long. Its product is annotated as maltase A1-like. NCBI's taxonomy places the organism in Eukaryota, Metazoa, Arthropoda, Insecta, Diptera, Sciaridae. The record is from RefSeq and is a predicted model, not a curated record. Gene Ontology annotation, biological process: carbohydrate metabolic process.